AUGAGACUGAGAGAGAGAGAAGUGAGCCCAGCUGGGCCUCCCAACUCCAAGCCGGCCCAUCCCCGCGGCCCACCUAAGCCAAACCCUAGCCCGAUCGAAUCCCCAUCUCUCCCUCUGCCGCCGCCUCCUGCUCGAUCCCCCUGCUCUCGCUCGUCUCCCUCUCCUCCUCUCGCGCUGUCAUCCACGCACAGGAGAGGGAUCCCGAUCCCGCAGCGCCGCUACCUCGCUCUCAAUCCCCAUAUCUCCCGAUGCCCCCUCACUUGCGCCGCCAGGGUGAGCCCCGGCUCGAUCCCCUUUCCCCUCCACUCGUCUCCCUCCUCGCGCCAGGGAGAGGAGCUCCCUUGUCCCCACCGUCCUCCGGCUCGUCGCUGCCGGCCGCCUCCUUCUCCUCACCGUAGCUCCUCCGCCGUGGCUGCACCUUCACCACCACACACGCGUCGCUGCCGCGCCACGACCAAGCUGGCCUCCUGCUCCGACGUGGUUGCGCUGCAGCGCGUCCUCCGUUGCCAGCGUGAAGCCUCGCCUGAGACCGCCCUGCUUUGCCUCUGCGCCGCGCCGCCCCAUCGACCCGCCGCGUCCUCGCGUCUCCCUUCCUCGUCCCGCACCCGAGCCGUCCCCGAGCGCCUCCUCCUUGCUACUUCGCCUGUCACCGAACAGGAGCUCCGCCUCCUCGACUCCUGGUUCGGCUGUCGUCGCUGCUGCCCCUCCCCGACCUCCGGCCUUGUCCAGGGCUCCAAGCCAUCCCUGCCGUCACCUCUUCGGGCGCCGCUGUUUGUCGUCGUUGCCACCCCGGGCCCCGUGCUGCCGCUGACCACCACCAUCGCCUCCUCGCUGCUGCCCACCCGAGGCCCUUGUAUUGCUUCGUUUCGGGUCAUCAAGACCAACAAGUUCGCCUACACGGCCUCUACGUUGAACGACUGA
Molecule: messenger RNA, 921 nt
Organism: Aegilops tauschii subsp. strangulata
Lineage: Eukaryota; Viridiplantae; Streptophyta; Magnoliopsida; Poales; Poaceae
Source: RefSeq, a predicted model, not a curated record